AUGAACAAGCUGCUCCUCGUUGUUCUGCUUUUGGCUCUCAUCGCUCAGGCGCAGGCUUAUUAUGUAAGUUGACACAAAAAAUGUUCGAUAUAAGGUAACUUCAAUAUUUCAGCUCUACUACUACUACCCGAACAACAACAACAACGGCUACAACUACAACAACGGCCAAACGACCUACUACUAUUAUCCGAACAACAAUAACAAUGGUUACUACUACGACACGGGAAGCACUGGAUCCACGUACUACUACUAUCCGAGCAACAGUAACGGAUACACCACCUACUAUUACACGUAUGGACGUAAAUAA
Messenger RNA from Caenorhabditis sp. 36 PRJEB53466, 307 nucleotides. NCBI's taxonomy places the organism in Eukaryota, Metazoa, Nematoda, Chromadorea, Rhabditida, Rhabditidae. The record is from the annotation of a GenBank genome assembly.